Molecule: messenger RNA, 1078 nt
Organism: Pseudophryne corroboree (corroboree frog)
Lineage: Eukaryota; Metazoa; Chordata; Amphibia; Anura; Myobatrachidae
Gene: DUSP19
Product: dual specificity phosphatase 19
Exons: 4
Coding region: 122-787 (221 amino acids)
Biological process (GO): regulation of MAP kinase activity; protein dephosphorylation
Cellular component (GO): cytoplasm
Molecular function (GO): JUN kinase phosphatase activity
Source: RefSeq, a predicted model, not a curated record
UGUUUACAGCAGUCUGGGGAUCAUUGUUACUGUAUCUGGGCCUGGCUGCAGGAGUGGAGGGUAGCAUCAGUCCCCUCUGCUGCUACUGCUUGCUGCACAGUGUACAGCUCAGGCUGAUGUCAUGCACUCACUUGGAGAUGAAAUCAAAGGCUUCUCUAAAAACAAACUCAAAAAGCAGUGUACGAGAGUCACUACCUUAUCAGGGAAGAGAAUUAUAGAGACUUGGAAAGACUCCCUGGUGCAUGUUGUGGAUGACCCAGAUCAGCCGGGUGAUACUUCCUGCGGUUACGUAGAAGAUCUCAGCCUGGAUCUGCAGAUCGGAGUCAUCAAGCCUUGGCUACUGCUGGGUAAUCAUAUAGACAGAUCACAAGAUGUUGCACAGGAUCUGGAUGUACUGAAAAAGUAUAAGGUUACACAUAUCUUGAAUGUGGCGUAUGGUGUGGAAAAUGUUUAUCCAGAUGAGUUCACUUACAAGAAGCUCUGCAUCCUGGAUCUACCCGAGACUGACAUAGUAUCAUAUUUCCCAGAAUGCUUUGAUUUUAUAGAGCAAGCAAAGAAGGAGGACGGUGUGCUGCUCGUCCACUGCAAUGCCGGAGUGUCUCGUGCACCAGCAAUAAUGAUUGGUUAUUUGAUGUACAGUGAAAAACUUAAUUUUGCCAGAGCCUUUUCUAUAGUAAAAAAUGCAAGACCUUCAGCAUGUCCAAAUCUCGGAUUCAUGGAGCAGCUCCACAAGUAUCAAGACUGCAUUAGAAGACAGACAGAUGGCAUACAUGAAAAGACAGACUGAUAGGAACCGUUAAGACCUCUAUUCUCUUAAAUCCAGGUUUUCAGCCUUGUGUCUUAAUAAUAGUUGCAUUUUUAUUUUUUUAGCAAGAGGUGUGUUCUCCAUGUUGCAGUCAUUUUUUCUGUUUCAUUUACACGGACUCCAUCUUUGCCUAUGUUCAAUUUCCAGUCCAUGUUGUCAUAGCAGCACUGUGAAAUGUGUCUGACUCAACCAGCCCUAGCUCUACAAUGGAUAUAGGAAGGAAAUGUACAUUGUAUGCAGCAGCCGAUUGGAUUACACCAUACUCUCCUCAAA